AUUUCUACCAGUGACUCAGCUUCCUGUCACAUUUUCGUAGACUGACAAUGACCUAAGAAUCUCUAAGUCACGCUUACAUAGUUCUCCACCAUGUGGAUUUAGGGGAGAAAACGGUGUUCGGGCUCAAGUUUAUUUGUCUCCUGAUGUAUUCCUGUGAUCCCUAGAAAACUUUGUUCCAGAAAAUGGCAUUUUUGUGAUUCUUUGUUUUCUGUCGGAAGAAGCUUAUGGCUUUUUUUCUCCCUUCCUGUAGAGGGAAUCUGGAAACGUUGCCAGCAAAACCUCAGUUCUCUAAGAAAACGCCCGGGUAACAGAAAUUCUGGAUAACAGUGUUGUCACCUGUUCCCAAGUGGAAGGGUUUUCCAAAGUGCAUUUCAGGACAAGCCACCUUUUCCACUAGGAGUUCCGCCCUUAUGUUCUCGGUGACGGACUUGCCAGGGCUGGGUAGAAGAGGCACCCCUUCAAGUUGGUUUUUAUGCCUGCAGAUGAGUGGUUCCUAGAAAGAACAUAAAUAGCAAAUGCAACGACUGCAGUCUUCACACGUGUUGCCGUUUCCCCGUUUCUACCAGGGCAGACCAAGUCCAUCACCAUGAGCUGGAGCUUCCUGACCCGCUUGCUAGAGGAGAUCCACAACCACUCCACCUUUGUGGGGAAGAUCUGGCUCACCAUUCUGAUCGUCUUCCGGAUCGUCCUGACGGCUGUAGGGGGAGAGUCUAUCUACUACGACGAGCAAAGCAAAUUUGUGUGCAACACAGAACAGCCAGGCUGCGAGAACGUCUGCUACGAUGCUUUUGCACCCCUGUCCCAUGUGCGCUUCUGGGUGUUCCAGAUCAUCCUGGUGGCCACCCCCUCGGUGAUGUACCUGGGCUACGCCAUCCAUAAGAUUGCCAAAAUGGAGCAUGGGGAAGCGGACAAGAAGGCAGCGCGGAGCAAACCCUACGCCAUGCGGUGGAAACAACACCGGGCUCUGGAAGAAACAGAGGAGGACCACGAGGAGGACCCCAUGAUGUACCCAGAAAUGGAGUUGGAAAGUGAGAAAGAAAACAAGGAGCAGACCCAGCCUAAGCCCAAGCACGAUGGCCGCCGCCGGAUUCGGGAGGAUGGACUCAUGAAAAUCUAUGUGCUGCAGUUGUUGGCAAGGACCGUGUUUGAGGUGGGUUUUCUGAUAGGGCAGUAUUUUCUGUACGGCUUCCAAGUCCACCCCUUUUAUGUGUGCAGUAGACGUCCCUGCCCACAUAAAAUAGACUGCUUUAUUUCCAGACCUACCGAGAAGACCAUCUUCCUUCUGAUCAUGUAUGGUGUGACAGGCCUUUGCCUGCUACUUAACGUUUGGGAGAUGCUUCACUUAGGGUUUGGGACCAUUCGAGACUCACUAAACAGUAGAAGGAGGGAACUGGAAGAUCCGGGUGCUUAUAAUUAUCCUUUCACUUGGAAUACACCAUCUGCUCCCCCUGGCUAUAACGUUGCCGUCAAACCAGAUCAAAUCCAGUACACCGAGCUGUCCAACGCUAAGAUGGCCUACAAGCAAAACAAGGCCAACAUCGCCCAGGAGCAGCAGUACGGCAGCCACGAGGAGAGCCUGCCCGCAGACCUGGAGACUCUUCAGCGGGAGAUCAGAACGGCUCAGGAACGCUUGGAUCUUGCCAUUCAGGCCUACGCUCACCAAAACAACCCCCAUGGUCCCCGGGGGAAAAAAGCCAAAGCGGGGUCCAAAGCGGGGUCCAACAAAAGCAGUGCCAGCAGCAAGUCAGGGGAUGCAAAGACCUCCGUCUGGAUCUAGUCUCCGCUGGGCUGGAAUGCGUGCGUUUCACACUUGAUGGUAAGCAGCGGCUCGCUGAGCAGUGACUUCCAUUGAGUAAACACUUGGCUCUGGUUCUCUUCAGGGAUGCUGUUGGCUCAGGGGACUCCGGAGGCAGGACUGGGAUGCGGGUGGUGGGUGGAGAGGGAAACACAGUGUCCCCGGGCACAUGUCCUCAGCAAUAAUACAGUGGCGGAACUUUACACGUGUGUCCUCCAGAUCUGGAAAAGAACAGAUAUAUUUAAAUCAUCCGUUGAACAGUUUUUGUAUGUACAGUAUUAUGGUACAUUUUUUUUAAGUGUGAGAACUUUUUGUUUUUUGUAUUUGUACAUUGGACUGCUGUAGUUAUACUUUUAUAUUAAAGGGAAAAAAAUACACCCAACAGGUCAUGCCUAUUAGGCUAGUGUUAUUACUUUCUACUCUGGGUUUAGAGUUUUAGUAGAUGUUACACUUAAUACAAGUGCCUCCUGUGUUGCAGCAAAGGGUCCCGAUGUGUAAGGAGGGCGAGGAGGAAGAAUCUGCUUUUCUUCUUGGCAGGAAGGACCACAGGAGAAUGAGGUCGAGAUUGUCUUUCAUUUGUGAAAUCUUUGAAUCUCAAUCUUGUGCCGGGAGUUGUCUAGGUUGACAAUAGGUUUUGAUAACCUAUUCGUAUUUUCAAAGGAGAUAAACGAGUCACUGCAGGGUUUCUUUAAAUGUCAAGCAUUGCCAAUAUGUGCUUGGAUGGUGGAUAUGUAACUUGUGUUAUUAUAAGAAAUUGAUAACACAAAGUCUCCUCCCAGUCCCCUAAGCUGGUAGCAGUGUGAAGAGCCUCGGUAAAGUUGAUACUACACUUUCCCUCCCAGAGAAGAAAUCAGGCCUGGAGUAACAGCUUCCAGGAUUGGAGCCCUGAUGGGGAUGGUUAGGAGUAGUUGAGGGCCUGCUGGAUUCGCCUUAAGUCUCUUAUCCGGAAACCUCCUCUGGUUUCCCAAGCCUAUGAUGGAUAUUUCUUUUUAUAUGUUAACAUUAGAAAUGCCAAAAUUCCCUUGUAGGCUAAGAAUACUCAAAGCUGUUUGUAUUGCCAUGGCAGAAAGCCUAAGUCCAAAUUCCUUGUUUUUAAAGAAUCUACCGUGAAACUUUGUCUAGUGCCAGUGUGGGUUUCUGCUUGGAAGGCCAACCUGAUCUGGGAUCCUUCCUGUUAAUAGAGCCAAAGAGAGGGAUACCAUGUACUCCCUAUAGGCAUUUCUGUUUGUCACUGACGAAUUAGUAUUCACACGACCCUCCGGUUACUCAGUUGCCAUUUUCAAACUCAGUACGUUGGAAAGCCUUGCUCUGGACCGGGCUCAUAUAGACUCCCGCCGUGAGUGUCCGAGUAAAAGCUUGGUAAGACUUUAAAAAGGGGGCAUUUGUGCCACCAGGGAACAUUCCUUGGCGGGGAUCUCACUUACGUUCACCAGAGAGCUAUGUAGCCCAUCCCUAGCUUUGAAAU
Messenger RNA from Echinops telfairi (small Madagascar hedgehog), 3260 nucleotides. RefSeq names its product gap junction protein gamma 1 (gene GJC1). Gene Ontology annotation, cellular component: connexin complex. The transcript has 2 exons. The coding region runs from base 587 to 1777 and encodes 396 amino acids. The record is from RefSeq and is a predicted model, not a curated record. Gene Ontology annotation, biological process: cell communication. NCBI's taxonomy places the organism in Eukaryota, Metazoa, Chordata, Mammalia, Afrosoricida, Tenrecidae.